Vigna umbellata (rice bean) is the source of this 4413-nucleotide messenger RNA. Lineage: Eukaryota; Viridiplantae; Streptophyta; Magnoliopsida; Fabales; Fabaceae. The record is from RefSeq and is a predicted model, not a curated record.
GGACUACUUGUGAUAUUAAGGGCUUGUACUAGAAAUAGAGCAAUGUGCUCAAUGGCUGGAUUGUUAGAAGUGUUGUUGAGAACAGCAGAAAAAAUUUUCACUGUGGAUGUUGGCUUGAAUGGUCAAAUGAGGUGGGAUGGAACUCCUUUGUGUCACUGCAUACAAUAUUUAGCUGGUCAUUCUCUCAAUGUGAGUGAUCUUUAUAGAUGGUUUCAAGUAAUUACAAAAACACUUACAACAGUUUGGGCUCCUCGAUUAACACUAGCAUUGGAGAAGGCAAUAAGUGGAAAGGAGUCAAUGGGACCAGCUUGCACCUUUGAGUUUGAUGGUGAAAGUUCUGGUUUGCUUGGUCCAGGCGAAAGCCGUUGGCCAUUUAUCAAUGGAUAUGCUUUUGCAACAUGGAUCUACAUUGAAUCAUUUGCAGACACAUUAAAUACAGCUACAGUUGCUGCUGCAAUUGCUGCUGCUGCAGCAGCUAGGUCUGGUAAAUCAUCAGCUAUGUCAGCUGCUGCUGCAGCUAGUGCACUUGCUGGUGAAGGUACAGCACACAUGCCAAGGCUGUUCAGUUUUUUAUCCGGUGAUAAUCAGGGUAUAGAGGCUUAUUUCCAUGCUCAAUUUUUGGUUGUUGAAACUGCUAGUGGAAAGGGAAAGAAAUCUUCUUUGCAUUUUACCUAUGCUUUCAAACCACAAUGCUGGUACUUCAUUGGUCUUGAACAUAUAGGCAAGCAUGGAAUUCUUGGGAAAGCAGAAAGUGAAGUCAGAUUGUAUAUAGAUGGAUCUUUGUAUGAAAGUCGCCCUUUUGAGUUCCCUCGAAUUUCCAAACCUCUUGCCUUUUGCUGCAUAGGAACUAACCCUCCUCCUACUAUGGCUGGUUUGCAACGCCGCCGUCGCCAAUGUCCUCUGUUUGCUGAGAUGGGUCCUGUUUACAUAUUCAAGGAACCAAUUGGCCCAGAAAGAAUGUCAUGCAUGGCUUCUAGAGGUGGGGAUAUAGUUCCUUCUUUUGGUAAUGCUGCUGGGCUACCAUGGCUAGCCACAAAUGCGUAUGUGCAGAACAAGGCAGAGGAAAGUGUGCUUUUGGAUGCAGAUAUAGGAGGUUGCCUUCAUCUGCUCUAUCAUCCCAGUUUGCUCAGUGGGCGUUUCUGUCCUGAUGCUUCACCCUCUGGUGCUUCAGGAACUCUUCGUCGUCCAGCUGAGGUUCUUGGGCAAGUCCACGUUGCUACACGAAUGCGUCCUGUGGAUGCUUUAUGGGCAUUGUCCUAUGGUGGUCCCUUGUCUUUGCUUCCUUUGACUAUAAGCAAUCUACAUGAAAAUACUCUGGAACCUCAGCAAGGGAGGUCACCUUUGUCUUCAGCCACCACUUCUCUGGCUGCCUCAAUAUUUAGAAUUAUAUCCACAGCUAUUCAACAUCCAAGGAACAAUGAAGAAUUGGCUCGUGGUAGAGGACCAGAGGUUCUAUCAAAAAUUUUAAAUUAUCUUCUCCGAACUCUAUCUUCACUUGAUGUUAGAAAGCAUGAUGGUGUAAAAGAUGAGGAACUUGUUGCUGCUGUUGUAUCCCUUUGUCAAUCUCAGAAGAUCAACCAUGCACUUAAAGUGCAGCUCUUCACUACACUGUUGUUAGAUUUAAAAAUUUGGAGUUUGUGUAGUUACGGCAUACAAAAGAAGCUUUUAUCAUCUCUUGCAGAUAUGGUUUUCACUGAGUCAAUGGUAAUGCGAAAUGCUAAUGCCAUUCAGAUGCUUCUUGAUGGCUGCAGAAGAUGUUAUUGGACUGUUCCCGAAAUUGAUUCGUUAAAUACUGUUUCCCUAACUGGGUCUACACGUCCAGUAGGUGAAAUCAAUGCUUUGGUUGAUGAGCUCUUGGUGGUUGUUGAACUUCUAAUAGUGGCUGCAUCUCCUUCAUUGGCCUCAAAUGAUGUCCGAUGUUUACUUGGAUUCAUGGUUGACUGUCCACAACCUAACCAGGUUGCUAGGGUGCUGCAUCUUUUCUACAGAUUGGUUGUCCAGCCAAAUGCAUCUAGAGCUCACACAUUUGCAGAAGAAUUCCUGGCAUGUGGUGGUGUAGAAACUCUUCUUGUUCUGCUCCAGAGGGAAGCUAAAGCUGGAGAUAAUGGUGUCCUGGAUUCAUGGUCAACGAAUCCUAAACUUCACAAAACUGAGAUUGAUGGUGGUAAUGAAAUGACAAAAGGAAGUCAAGAGGAUGAAGGAUCGAAGGAGAAAAAUGAAGCCAUCUUACAAGACAAUGACCACGGUUCUCUAUCUGUUGAUAGUGGCAGAAGUCAAGAGGAUGAAGGAUCGAAGGAGAAAAAUGAAGCCAUCUUACAAGACAAUGACCACGGUUCUCUAUCUGUUGAUAGUGGCAGUAGCCCAGAUCCUAUUUCUCCUGUAUUUGCCUCUGAAAUUCCUUCUGUCAAGAAUUUGGGAGGCAUAAGCCUAUCCAUUAGUGCAGACAGUGCUAGAAAAAAUGUUUACAAUGUUGAUAAAAGUGAUGGGAUUGUUGUUGGAAUCAUAGGUCUCUUAGGUGCAUUAGUAGCUUCAGGACAUCUGAGAAUUGGUUCCUCUGCUGGUCCUGAUACAACAAGCAACCUUUUGGGUGUUGGACUCCAUGACAAAGGUGGUACUAUGUUUGAAGACAAGGUCUCUCUUCUACUUUUUGCUUUACAAAAGGCAUUUGAAGCAGCACCCAACAGGCUAAUGACCAACAAUGUUUACACAUCUUUGUUGGCCGCCUCGAUCAAUGCCUCUUCUUCAGAGGAUGGGCUAAAUUUCUAUGAUUCUGGCCAUCGCUUUGAGCAUUCACAACUUUUGUUGGUGCUUUUGCAUUCGCUUCCAUUUGCACCUAGGCCUCUACAGAGCAGAGCGCUACAGGAUCUUCUAUUUUUGGCUUGCAGUCAUCCUGAAAAUAGAAGCAGUCUGAUAAGCAUGGAAGAAUGGCCUGAGUGGAUUCUUGAAAUUCUGAUCUCGAAUUACGAGGUUGAUUCUGGUAAAUUAUCUCAUUCAACGACCAUUGGAGAUGGAGACAUAGAAGACCUUAUACAUAAUUUCCUUAGUAUCAUGCUAGAGCACUCAAUGCGCCAAAAGGAUGGAUGGAAGGAUAUUGAAGCAACAAUUCAUUGUUCAGAAUGGCUUUCUAUGGUUGGUGGAUCUAGCACAGGAGAACAACGAGUAAGACGUGAAGAAGCAUUACCUAUUUUUAAGAGGAAACUCCUAGGAGGCUUGCUAGAUUUUGCUGCAAGGGAAUUGCAGGUUCAGACUCAAAUUAUUGCUGCGGCUGCAGCUGGUGUUGCGGCUGGGGGUUUGUCGCCAAGAGAAGCUAAGACUGAAGCUGAUAAUGCUGCUCAGUUGUCUGUGGCUUUAGUGGAGAAUGCCAUUGUGAUUCUUAUGCUUGUUGAAGAUCAUUUACGACUACAAAGCAAACAAUCCUCUUCUACACGUGCUGCAGAUGCUUCACCUUCUCCAAUUUCUACUGAGUAUCAAAACAGUAGUAGCCGAAUUUCAUUGUCGACUAUUGAAGAGUCAUUAGAAACUAGUGACUCUGAGGGAGUUGCCCUAGAUGUCCUUUCAUCCAUGGCUGACGAAAGUGGCCAGAUCCCAUCCUCAGUGAUGGAGAGGCUUGCUGCAGCUGCAGCAGCUGAGCCUUAUGGAUCUGUUUCUUGUGCUUUUGUGUCAUAUGGGUCUUGUGCUAAGGAUUUAGCAGAUGGAUGGAAAUACAGGAGCCGGUUGUGGUAUGGUGUCAACCUUUCUGCAAAUCCAGCUUUAUUUGGUGGUGGUGGGAGUGGAUGGGAUUUUUGGAAGUCUGCUCUGGAGAAAGAUGCAAACGGAAAGUGGAUUGAGCUUCCCUUGGUGAAAAAGUCUGUGGCAAUGCUCCAAGCCUUAUUGCUGGAUGAGUCUGGGCUUGGUGGUGGUCUUGGUAUAGGUGGGGGAUCAGGUACAGGAAUGGGAGGGAUGGCUGCAUUGUACCAGCUACUAGACAGUGACCAGCCUUUUUUGUGCAUGCUUCGAAUGGUUCUUCUAUCGAUGAGAGAAGACGAUGAUGGUGAAGAUCGCAUGCUCAUGAGAAAUACAAGUUUUGAUGAUUCAGUAUCUGAAGGAAGAAAGCCACGGUCGGCACUGUUGUGGAGUGUUCUCUCACCUGUUCUCAACAUGCCAAUUUCUGAUUCUAAGAGGCAAAGAGUUUUGGUAGCUUGUUGUGUGCUUUAUUCUGAGGUAUACCAUGCUGUUAGCAGAGAUCAAAAGCCUCUUCGUAAACAGUACCUUGAAGCUAUUUUACCACCAUUUGUUGCUGUAUUAAGGAGGUGGCGUCCUGUUUUAGCUGCCAUUCAUGAGCUUGCUACUGGUGAUGGCUUGAAUCCUCUUAUUGCAGAUGACCGUGCAUUAGCGGCUGAUUCCUUACCAAUUGAGGUACUUUGCUUCACAUCU